Aspergillus calidoustus is the source of this 1439-nucleotide messenger RNA. NCBI's taxonomy places the organism in Eukaryota, Fungi, Ascomycota, Eurotiomycetes, Eurotiales, Aspergillaceae. The record is from the annotation of a GenBank genome assembly.
CCCCCUCCCAAAUCGCUAUGCUGUGCCGCCUCAUUCUGGUUGCAGGUUGAAUCAUGAACCCUGAUUUAAUCCCGGCCAGUCGGAUACCAGCCAAUAGGUGAUCGUGCAAAGCGCAUAGGUUCGACUGCCACGUCAGUUUCACCCAUGUCAUCAAUCACAAGAUCACGCAGUGCCUUGAGUUGAGGAAAGGCUAGUUUCCAUUCCAUUCAUUGGUCAUCACUCCUUCCGCCAACACAAAGCAAACAUAUAUGCAUGUAGACUAUUCGACGCCUCGAGCAGGGUAUUGCCAUCCAACAUUUCGUAAUCCCCAACAAAUAAGGCUCUGCGGAUCAAUUCGAAAGGGAGAAGAUAGCACUUGCAUCCUGUCAAUAGGGAAUUGUUUAGAGUGUUUUAAACAUGCCUUACUUGCUUCCGGGUCAGCUCGCCGACCGUCCCUUUUCCACUUUCCACCGCACGGCGUUAUUCCAGCAAUUUCUCUGACAAUGUCACUUCGCCUAACUGCGGAAGACUAUACGGUCGCAUGGUUCGCCCCCUUGCAUUUUGAGGCUAGCGCUGCCAUUCUCAUGCUCGACGAACACCACCAAAGUCCCCUUCCAAAUGAACGACAACGGCUAUGCUACCGAUUUGGGCGAAUGGGCAGGACUAAUGUUGCAAUCGUUUUUUUCCCAUCUGGGGAGGUUGGAAUUGGUGUUGCCAGCUAUAUGGCCUCGGAGGUCCAGCGUGACUUGCGGAACGUCAGGACAGGCGUCCUUGUUGGUGUAGGUGCGGGUAUACCUCGAUAUGGACGUGAUAUACGCCUCGGGGACGUGGUAGUCGCUACUCCAACCGAGAAUAAUUCCGGUGUUUAUGGGUACGACAUGAUCAAAGUUGAGCCAGAGCAAACCAUCCUCAAGCAAUGGCAGAAUGCGCCCGAUAGACAUGUACGCUCCGCAAUCACCGCACUACGAGCUACCCCGGAGACGACCGCAAGAGUCACGUCGAACAUCGAUAGAUUCAGGAGGAGAAGCUCCUCUCAACGGCCUAUACCCCCGCCUCAUGUCCUCUGUGGAUCAUUUACGCAGCCACGUGGGCCUAUCAUCCAUUAUGGGUGUAUUUUGUCCGGAAACAGUGUUAUAAAGUCUGCCACAAGACGCGACGAGUUAGCCCGCGAAUACAAUGCCAUUGCAAUCGAAAUGGAAGCAGCAGGGAUGAUGAAUACCUUACCAGUUGCAGUGAUAAGAGGAAUCAGUGAUUGGGCAGAUUCUGAAAAGAACGACGUUUGGCAGGAGUACGCAGCAGCAACUGCUGCGGCGGUAGCAAAGGAACUUCUAGCGUGUCUAGACGGAAGCCAUUCGAUUAGCCGUAAGUACCGCACACUUUCCACUCCCGCUGCAUAUUCUCAUAUCUUCCAGACCAAUCCCAAACAUGGAACCAUCCUAGAAUGCAUAGAGCACAAUUAA